Messenger RNA from Colias croceus (clouded yellow), 2509 nucleotides. RefSeq names its product long-chain-fatty-acid--CoA ligase ACSBG2-like. NCBI's taxonomy places the organism in Eukaryota, Metazoa, Arthropoda, Insecta, Lepidoptera, Pieridae. Gene Ontology annotation, cellular component: membrane; endoplasmic reticulum. The record is from RefSeq and is a predicted model, not a curated record. The transcript is spliced from 16 exons. Gene Ontology annotation, molecular function: long-chain fatty acid-CoA ligase activity. Bases 282 to 2351 code for a protein of 689 amino acids.
CAAGCCGCCAGUUGGCUGGCGUACUCGUGCCGUCGCGGUCGUUAUACAGUAUGCUGUAAAACUCUAGUUUUCAGUUUUCCGCGUUCCGUUUCGCACGUGAUUACGUUAUCAAAGUACACGUAGAGCAAAAGUAAACAGUUUCAAUUAAACUCCAAAUAAAAAUAUAUAAAGAAGAUUAUUACAUCAGUGAUUGUUUAUUUAUUGAAUUUUAGUGAUUACAAAUUUUACAGGAUAAGUCAUCAAUUAGUGUGGAAAACGGAGUCGAAGAGAAAGUUACCAGUAUGCUCGUUGCCAAUGGAAUCGACAAUCAAAAAUAUUUAAAUGGGCCGGAUCAGGUGAUACCGGCAGAUGAAUACAUAUGCUGGACCCCGGGUGGGCACGUCAAGUUACGGAUAGCUCCACGGGGAGCGGCUUCAGAACCACCAAUUUCAGUUCCUGGUCUACUCAGUAGAACGGUCGCUAGAUACCCUGAUGAAAAAGCCUUGUUCACAAAACGUAAUGGCAAAUGGGAGAGCAUUACGUUCAGACAAUACCAAGCCAAAGUCAGAACCAUCGCAAAGGCUUUCUUAAAACUAGGAUUAGAGAGAUGUCAUUCUGUGUGUAUCCUUGGCUUCAAUUCUGAAGAAUGGUUCAUAGCAGAUUUGGCCGCUAUCCAUGCCGGUGGAUACGCAGCUGGUAUUUACACGACAAAUUCAGCAGAAGCGUGUUUCCACUGCCUCGAGUCGUCUCGAGCUAACAUUUGCGCAGUACAGGACAAGAAGCAGUUGGAGAAGAUAUUGUCUAUACAGAGCCGGUUGAAGCAUUUGAAGGCGAUUGUGCAAUGGGAGGGGACUGUGGACACUUCGAUACCUGGGGUUUACAGCUGGCAACAACUCUUGGAUAUAGGCGCCAAGGAGCCAGACACGCAAUUAGACAACGUACUCAAGACUAUUUCCGUCAACGAAUGCUGCACGCUAGUUUAUACCUCCGGAACAGUGGGUCCACCAAAAGCGGUGAUGUUAUCCCACGACAACCUCACAUGGGACGCGCAUUCCGCAACUCUACGAGUUGACAAUAUCCAGCCAACUUUGGAACGUGUUAUAUCCUAUCUGCCACUUAGCCAUGUUGCUGCACAGGUAAUGGACAUCUAUAUUACAAUGGGCAGUGCAGUGCCCAUUUUCUUCGCACAACCUGACGCGUUAAAAGGAAGUUUAGUUCAAACGUUGAGAGAAGUCCGACCUACUAGAUUCAUGGGAGUACCACGAGUAUGGGAAAAGAUGUAUGAAAGUAUAAUGGCGGUGGGGGCCUCCAGUGGGGCCGUGAAGAAAUAUAUCGCCACUUGGGCCAAGGAUAAGGGCACCAAACAUCACAUGGCUAGGAUUAACGGUGCCUUCUCAGCCGGUAUGGUCGGCCUCCCAGUUGACUUUACAAUAAUGGAAAUGAUACGGUUUUGGGUUGAGGGAACAACAUGUGGGUACAAAAUGGCAAAGUCACUAGUGUUUAAUAAAGUCCGCGAUACACUGGGCUUCGACCAAUGUUCGCUGUUUGUUGCUGCAGCGGCUCCACUCUCACCAGAUAUAAAGAAGUUCUUCUUGUCCUUGGACAUUCCGAUCAUGGACGCGUUCGGUAUGAGUGAAGCGUCCGGUGCCCAUACGCUUGGAUGCUAUCCGAAAUUCAAACUAGAUUCAGCGGGAGAGCUCAUGGAAGGUACGGAGACGAGUUUCGGUGGUUCACAAAGCGUGAAUGGCCCCGGUGAAAUCUUGAUCAGAGGCCGCCACGUGUUCAUGGGAUAUCUCAAUGAUGAGGAAAAAACUAGAGCCACCUUCAAUUCCGAAGGCUGGCUGAUGACUGGUGAUGUUGGAAGAUUGGACAGUCAGAACUUGCUGUAUAUUACUGGAAGAAUUAAGGAGCUGCUAAUCACAGCGGGUGGUGAGAACAUAGCGCCAGUGCUGAUCGAGCAGGUGGUACACGGGGAACUACCGCACAUCGGGUACGCGGUACUCAUCGGGGACAAGCGCAAGUUCCUGUCCCUGCUUGUUACGCUUAAGGCUAAAGUGGAUCAACAAAGCGGUGAUCCAUUGGACCAGCUCGAAGUCGGCACCCAGAAAUGGGUGAACGGCCUCGGCAGCAAGGCCACUACUGUCAGCGAAAUUGUCAAAACCAAAGAUCCCCUUGUUCACAAAGCUAUUGAAGAAGGUAUAGCGCGCGCAAACAAGAAGGCCAUAUCAAACGCGCAAAAAAUACAGAAAUUCACCAUCUUGCCCACUGACUUCUCUGUCAACACUGGUGAAUUGGGACCAACAUUGAAAAUCAAGAGAAACGUAGUGUACGAGAAAUACAAAGACCUCAUAGAAGACUUUUACAAAGAAUAAUUUUUAGGUUAGCUUUAAGUAUAAAUGGGCUGAUAUAUUGAAUUGUUACCGUUGUUGCUCAAAUAGGGUAUAAUAAUGUGCUAAAUUGUGAUCGGUUUAUUGUUAUAUAGAGGUGUACAUAAUAUUUUUGUUACUUAAAUAUAUUAAGUUUGAAAAUA